CGUGCACGUCAUCCAGCGUUAAGAUCUCUCGUCUGCCGCUCACCUGUGGCCCCUGCCCGCGUUAAACACCGAAACCGUCUCAUAUCCGGCCGGUUACGGCUCAACGCUCAAUCUUCAGGCCGGGUCUCCAAUGUAGGCUCAGCGCGAGGAUCCCAGGAGGGCUCGGGCCGGCCAGCCCGGCCCUCCUCGCGCGGCCUUCUGGGAGUGGUAGUUCGGUCGUCAAAGAGCCACACCAAGCCCCGCCCCUCGGCUCCGCUUCCUCUCCGCCCCGGAUGAGUGCGCAGAACGGGGACCGCGGGCGGGGACCCACAGAGCGCCGGACUACAACUCCCGACGGCCGUGGCCCCCAGCAACGUGUCACAGGUGAUGCCAUGGAGAGUGGAAAGCCUGGUCCAGUGCAGGUUGUUUUGGUUCAUAAAGACCAACAUUCCUUCGAACUAGAAGAGAAAGCCUUGGCCAGCAUUCUCUUGCAAGACCACAUCCGAGAUCUUGAUGUGGUUGUGGUGUCAGUGGCUGGUGCCUUUCGAAAGGGCAAGUCUUUCAUUCUGGACUUUAUGCUACGAUACUUAUAUUCUCAGAAGGAGCAUGGCCAUUCAAAUUGGUUGGGUGACCCAGAAGAACCAUUAACAGGAUUUUCAUGGCGUGGGGUCUCUGACCCAGAAACCACUGGGAUUCAAAUCUGGAGUGAAGUUUUCACUGUGGAGAAGCCAGGUGGGAAGAAGGUUGCAGUUGUUCUAAUGGACACCCAGGGGGCCUUCGACAGCCAGUCAACUGUGAAAGACUGUGCUACCAUCUUUGCUCUAAGCACCAUGACUAGUUCUGUUCAGAUUUAUAACUUAUCCCAGAACAUUCAGGAAGAUGAUCUUCAACAGCUGCAGCUCUUCACAGAAUACGGUCGACUGGCAAUGGAUGAAAUUUUCCAAAAACCCUUCCAGACUCUGAUGUUUUUGGUUCGAGACUGGAGUUUUCCUUAUGAAUACAAUUACGGACUACAAGGAGGAAUGGCAUUUUUGGAUAAGCGUUUACAGGUGAAAGAACAUCAACAUGAAGAAAUUCAGAAUGUCCGAAAUCACAUUCACUCAUGUUUCUCUGACGUCACCUGUUUUCUCUUACCACAUCCAGGAUUGCAGGUGGCCACAAGCCCAGACUUUGAUGGGAAAUUGAAAGAUAUUGCUGGUGAAUUCAAAGAGCAGUUACAGGCACUGAUACCAUAUGUAUUAAAUCCAUCUAAGUUAAUGGAAAAGGAGAUCAAUGGCUCAAAAGUUACCUGUCGGGGUCUGUUGGAAUAUUUUAAGGCAUAUAUUAAAAUUUAUCAAGGAGAAGAUCUGCCUCACCCCAAAUCUAUGCUUCAGGCCACUGCUGAAGCCAACAACUUAGCAGCUGCAGCCUCUGCCAAGGACAUUUACUAUAACAACAUGGAAGAGGUUUGUGGGGGAGAGAAACCUUACCUGUCUCCAGACAUUCUAGAGGAGAAACACUGUGAAUUCAAACAACUUGCUCUGGAUCAUUUUAAGAAAACCAAGAAGAUGGGCGGGAAGGAUUUCAGCUUUCGUUACCAGCAGGAGUUAGAGGAGGAGAUCAAGGAACUGUAUGAGAACUUCUGCAAGCACAAUGGUAGCAAGAAUGUCUUCAGCACCUUUAGAACCCCAGCAGUGCUUUUCACAGGCAUCGUGGCUUUGUACAUAGCCUCCGGCCUUACUGGCUUUGUCGGUCUGGAGAUUGUGGCCCAGCUGUUCAACUGUAUGGUUGGGCUGCUGUUAAUAGCUCUCCUCACCUGGGGGUACAUCAGGUACUCUGGUCAGUAUCGUGAGCUGGGCGGAGCUAUUGAUCUUGGUGCAGCGUAUGUAUUAGAGCAGGCUACUUCUCAUAUUGGUAAUUCCACUCAGACAGCCGUGAGAGAUACAGUUGUUGGGAGACCACCUGUGGAUAAAAAAGCUCAAUAGCAUUUUAACGCGAAGAUCUGAUAUGAAGCCAACCAACCCCUACUGAUUUCUGGGUUUCUGCCACGGCCAUAGGUCCAGGUCCAGAGGAACAUCAGGUCUGAGACCAUCCCAGAAGAGCUGAAAUUCAGCACUGUAAUAAAUGAACUGACCUCUCCUGUGGCUUCAAAUUCCUAAACACA
Molecule: messenger RNA, 2122 nt
Organism: Tupaia belangeri chinensis (Chinese tree shrew)
Lineage: Eukaryota; Metazoa; Chordata; Mammalia; Scandentia; Tupaiidae
Gene: ATL3
Product: atlastin GTPase 3
Exons: 13
Coding region: 273-1943 (556 amino acids)
Molecular function (GO): GTPase activity; GTP binding
Source: RefSeq, a predicted model, not a curated record